This is a messenger RNA of Spinacia oleracea (spinach), 5085 nucleotides long. RefSeq names its product ABC transporter G family member 39. The record is from RefSeq and is a predicted model, not a curated record. Bases 238 to 4593 code for a protein of 1451 amino acids. Gene Ontology annotation, molecular function: ATP binding; ATP hydrolysis activity; ABC-type transporter activity. Gene Ontology annotation, cellular component: membrane. The transcript has 19 exons. NCBI's taxonomy places the organism in Eukaryota, Viridiplantae, Streptophyta, Magnoliopsida, Caryophyllales, Amaranthaceae.
UACACCACAUAAAAUUCAAGUAUAUAAAUAGUUGAUAUGUUUGUUUAAUUACCUCCUUUUCCAAGAGUAGAAGAAAGCUAGAUACUCUGUACGUGGGCACUAAGGCAUGUAACUUGAAAAUACUGCAAAAGAUAUUGCAAAGUGCUAACAAGUUUUCAGAUUUCAGCUAUUGAUAUUUCAUUGCCCAAGAGAUCGAUUAUCUCAUUACAUAUUCACAUCAAAUAAAAACUUGGGUCAAUGGGCCCGGAUGAUUUGGGGAGCGGUAGUAGUCGAAGGAGCUGGGCGGGGCCUACCGCACCGAGCUUCCGGGAUGUUCUAACAGGUGCUCCUGGUGAUGUAUUCAGUAGUCGGAGAUGGGAGGAAGAGAUGGAGGAGGAAGAGGAACUGAGGUGGGCCGCCAUCGAACGGUUGCCUACCUUUGAAAGACUAAGGAAAGGUGUACUAAGAAGAGUGCUUCAAGAUGGGAAAAUUGUGGAGAAUGAGAUUAAUCUUCAUAAUAUGGGGAUACAAGAUAGGAAACUGUUAGUUGAUACUAUUCUUAAAGUUGUUGAUCAGGAUAAUGAAAAGUUUCUUACAAGACUCAGAGACAGGAUUCAUAAAGUGGGACUUGAGAUACCAAAAAUUGAAGUAAGAUACGAGCAUCUUUUCGUGGAAGGGGAAGUGCAUGUGGGCAGUAGAGCAUUGCCAACCUUGCUUAAUUCUACCAUCAACUCCUUCGAGGCGAUUCUAGGGUUAGUGGGAUUAUCCCCAUCAAAGAAGAGGACCCUCAAGAUACUUCAAAAUGUCAGUGGGAUUGUCAAACCUUCCAGGAUGACAUUACUUUUGGGGCCCCCAGGUGCAGGGAAAACAAGUUUUUUACUGGCACUUGCAGGAAAGCUGGAUAAAAACCUGAAGGUAACCGGGAAGGUGACAUAUUGCGGCCAUGAAUUAACAGAAUUUGUUCCCCAGAGGACCUGUGCAUACAUUAGUCAAAACGAUCUUCAUAAUGGAGAGUUGACUGUUAGAGAGACGUUAGAUUUCUCAGGGAGAUGCUUAGGGGUUGGGACUAGGUAUGAGGUGUUGGCAGAGCUCUCUAAAAGAGAGAAGCAAGCAGGAAUAAAGCCAGACCCUGAAAUUGAUGCCUUCAUGAAGGCUAUAGCAAUGCCAGGCCAAGAAACUAGUCUUGUUACUGAUUAUGUUCUCAAGAUACUUGGAUUAGAUAUAUGCGCUGACAUUAUAGUUGGCAAUGAAAUGACAAGGGGUAUCUCUGGUGGCCAAAAGAAGCGUGUUACAACUGGUGAAAUGUUGGUUGGUCCAGCAAAAGUUCUACUGAUGGAUGAAAUAUCAACAGGAUUAGAUAGUUCCACUACUUUUCAGAUAUGCAAGUAUAUGAGGCAAAUGGUUCAUAUAAUGGAUGUAACAAUGAUCAUCUCUCUCCUACAACCAGCUCCGGAGACAUAUGAACUCUUCGAUGAUGUUAUCCUUCUUUCUGAUGGCCAGAUUGUUUAUCAAGGUCCACGGGAAGAGGUUGUCGAGUUCUUUGAAUACAUGGGCUUCAAAUGCCCAGAUAGGAAAGGAAUAGCUGAUUUUCUCCAAGAAGUGACAUCCAGGAAAGAUCAAGAACAAUAUUGGUCUAGCAAGGACCAACCUUAUACUUACAUUUCAGUAUCUAAAUUCACUCAGGGCUUCCAAUCUUUCCGAACUGGGCAAAAUCUAGCAUCAGAUCUUGUUGUUCCUUUUGAUAAAUCCAAAGCCCACCCAGCCGCUUUGAUCAAAGAAAAAUAUGGUAUCUCCAAUUGGGAGCUGUUUAUGGCCUGUUUCUGGAGGGAGUGGUUGCUGAUGAAACGGAACUCUUUUAUAUACAUCUUCAAGACUACACAAAUAACAAUCAUGUCAUUAAUUACCAUGACUGUUUUCCUUAGGACUACAAUGCAUCAUAAAACAAUCACAGAUGGUAGCAAAUACCUCGGGGUUCUAUUUUUCAGUCUCAUAAAUAUCAUGUUUAAUGGUUUUGCUGAAUUAUCCUUGACUGUUAUGCGCCUCCCAAUUUUCUACAAACAGAGGGACUUCAUGUUCUAUCCCGCAUGGGCUUAUGCACUACCAGUUUGGGUCCUCAGAAUUCCACUAUCAUUCGUGGAAUCAGCAAUAUGGACCAUACUCACCUAUUACACCAUUGGUUUUGCUCCAGCUGCUAGUAGGUUUUUCUGCCAGUUGCUGGCCUACUUCUGUAUCCAUCAGAUGGCUUUGUCCCUCUUCCGGUUCCUUGGAGCUGCGGGAAGAAUCAUGGUGGUUGCUAACAAUGUUGCUAUUUUUGGAUUGCUUUUGGUUUUUGUCCUUGGUGGUUUUAUUAUUGCAAAAGGUGACAUUGGUCCUUGGAUGAUAUGGGGCUACUACAUUUCACCUAUGAUGUAUGGACAAAAUGCUUUAGUUAUUAAUGAGUUUCUUGACGAACGAUGGAGCACUCCUAAUACAGACCCCAGAAUUGAUGAACCUACCGUUGGUAAAGUCCUACUUGCUUCGAGAGGGUUCUUUAAAGAACAAUAUUGGUUUUGGAUCAGUAUUUUAGCUCUUUUGGGAUUUUCUCUCCUUUUCAACCUGUUAUAUAUCCUGUCCUUGACAUUCUUAAGUCCUUUCAGCGAUUCAAAAUCUGUAUUACUGAACGACGAUGAUGACGAUAGAAAAAACAAUACGAUAUCUGAGGAGAGACUUAGUGAUCUAGAUAUAGCUGUGAAUUUACAUCCAGGGAGUACCACAUCUGUUGAUGCCCCCAAAAGGGGUAUGGUUUUGCCUUUCCAAGCUCUUUCCCUUGCAUUCAACCAUGUCAGUUACUAUGUGGAUAUGCCUGCUGAAAUGAAAACUCGAGGUUAUGAAGAGGAUCGCCUUCAACUGCUACGGGAUGUCAGUGGUGCAUUUAGGCCUGGGAUAUUAACAGCACUAGUGGGUGUGAGUGGUGCUGGAAAGACCACACUGAUGGAUGUACUGGCUGGACGAAAAACUGGUGGUCAUAUUGAAGGCAGGAUAAGCAUAGCUGGUUAUCCAAAGAACCAAUCAACUUUUGCUCGGAUAAGUGGUUACUGUGAACAAACUGACAUUCAUUCACCACAUGUCACUGUCUUUGAAUCUCUCAUGUAUUCAGCCUGGCUUCGUCUUUCUUUUACUGUGGAUGCAAACACACGAAAGAUGUUUAUUGAAGAAGUAAUGGAGUUGAUUGAGCUUAAACCAUUAAGAGAUUCUUUGGUUGGCCUUCCUGGCGUUCAUGGACUUUCAACAGAGCAAAGGAAGAGAUUGACAAUUGCAGUAGAGUUAGUUGCUAAUCCUUCCAUUAUCUUUAUGGAUGAGCCGACAUCUGGGCUUGAUGCAAGAGCUGCUGCAAUUGUCAUGCGCACAGUGAGAAAUACGGUGGACACUGGUAGAACUGUUGUUUGCACCAUUCACCAGCCAAGCAUAGAUAUAUUUGAGGCUUUUGAUGAGCUCUUGUUGAUGAAACGAGGAGGACAAGUUAUCUACGCAGGCCCCCUUGGCCAUCAGUCACAUGAGCUAAUUGAAUACUUUGAAGCUAUUCCUGCAGUGCCUAAGAUCAAGGAUGGUUAUAAUCCUGCUACAUGGAUGCUAGAUAUUAGUACUCCUCAAUUAGAGACUCAACUGGAUAUAGAUUUUGCUGAAUACUAUGCUAAUUCCUCAAGUUACCAGAGGAAUCAAGAUCUCAUUGUAGAGAUCAGCUCUCCAUCACCAAGUUCUAGUGAUCUCCAUUUUCCAACUAAAUACUCUCAGCCAUUUCUUGUUCAAUUUAAGGCUUGUUUCUGGAAGCAGUAUUGGUCUUAUUGGAGGAAUCCACAAUAUAAUGUUGUCCGAUUUGUGUUGACCAUUUCCAUCGGUCUUAUAUUUGGUAUAAUAUUCUGGAACAAAGGAGGUAAAAUAUCCAAAGAACAAGAUCUGAUGAACUUUUUAGGAGCAAUGUAUUCUGCUACACUUUUCCUUGGAGCCACUAAUGCUUCAGCUGUUCAAGCUGUUGUUGCCAUUGAGAGAACAGUAUUCUACCGUGAAAAAGCAGCCGGGAUGUACUCAGCUUUACCCUAUGCAUUAGCUCAGGUAGCAAUAGAGGCAAUCUAUACUAUUAUUCAGACAGUUCUCUACACCCUUAUCCUCUACUCAAUGAUUGGAUUUGAGUGGGGGUUUGUAAAAUUCAUUUAUUUCUGCUACUUCAUAACGACAUGCUUCAUCUACUUCGGGAUGUACGGAAUGAUGCUUGUCUCUCUCACACCUGGUCAUCAAGUUGCAGGCAUUGUGAUGGGUUUCUUCUUGAGUCUCUGGAAUCUAUUUGCUGGUUUUCUGAUUCCCCGACCGCAAAUACCGAUAUGGUGGAGAUGGUACUAUUGGGCUUCUCCGGUUUCAUGGACAUUGUAUGGCCUCGUGACUUCGCAAGUAGGCGAUAAGAGUUCACUUAUUCAAGUACCUGGAUCUGGCAGUCUGUCUGUCAAGGCUUACCUCAAAGAAUACUUGGGUUAUGACUAUGACUUUCUGCCUGUUAUUGUUGUUGGACAUCUUGGUUGGAUCCUCCUCUUCUUCUUUAUCUUUGCUUAUGGCAUCAAGUACCUUAACUUCCAGAAGAGAUAAAAUAGGGCUAAACAUUUUAGUACUCCCUCCGUGUCACAAGUUUUUGUUGCUUUCGCUUUUCGAGAUCGAACUUUGAUGGCUAAUCUCUCUAAUACAAGUAUUAUAUAAAUCAUAAAAUAUAAAAUUUAAUAUAACAUUUUUAUGUUUAUCAAGGUACAAUAUUAUAAAAGCCAAAGUUCGUUCUUGAAAAGCGAAAGUCGCAACAAAUAGAGAAUGGAGGGGGUAAUACUUUAUCCAACCAAAAAAGUAUUGUUGUAACAAAGCUAGAGUAGGAAGUAAAUUGUGUGAUUAAUCACACGUAAUUAGGUAAUUAAGGAAUACAGAUGAAAGGUGUAAGUUUGAUUUCUUCUUACUUGUUGAAUUUUUUUUUUUUUUCCUUCUUUUUUUUCUCCCGUGUGUGCGCGCGCGAAAGAGGCGCAAGGGCAAUUACAAAUGGCGGUGGGGAUUCUAACUUGAGACUUAUCGUACAUAAAUUCUCAGUCUUAACCACUA